AUGCCGCAGCAGCAGUCGCAAGCAAGCAGCGAGGGCGCGGCCAAGACGAGGCCAAGGUCCCGUCGUCAACCUUUGGAGGCCCCCAAGUCGACGACGAGGAAGCUCGUAAAGGCUGUACUGCUGGGCGUGCUCAUGGUCCCCCUGAUCGCCAUUGGCAUUCCCCUCAUCGCCCCGGACCUCUUCAUCGACGAGGGCAGCGUCCUGGCCCAGCUCUCGACCUUCUUUGGCGUGCCAAACCCUCUAUCCGACGGCAGCAGCACCGGUGCAGGCGCCUUCACGUCGUCGUAUUCCUCCUCGCCGCUCCACCACAAUGGCACCGGCUCCUCUUCGGCACCCCUGACGGGCGGCCACACCAACAACUGGGCAGUGCUGGUGUGCACUUCCAAGUUCUGGUUCAACUACCGCCACAUGGCCAACACGCUCGGCAUGUACCGCACCGUCAAGCGCCUCGGCAUCCCCGACUCCAACAUCAUCCUCAUGCUCGCCGACGACGCGGCGUGCAACCCGCGCAACAAGUUCCCGGGCAAGGUGUGGGCCAACUCGAACCGCCAGCUCGACCUGUACGGCGAGAAUGUAGAGGUCGACUACCGCGGCUACGAGGUCAGCGUCGAGAACCUCAUCAGGGUCCUCACGGGCCGAACACCACCCUCGACGCCCCGCUCCAAGCGGCUCGAGAGCGACGCCCGCUCCAACGUCUUCCUCUACAUGACGGGCCACGGCGGCGACGAGUUCCUCAAGUUCCAGGACCACGAAGAGAUCUCGGCGUUUGAUAUCGCCGACGCAAUCGAGCAGAUGUGGGAAAAGAAGAGGUACCACGAGCUCUUCUUCAUGGUCGACACCUGCCAGGCCAACACCAUGUACAGCCGCAUCUACUCUCCCAACGUCCUCGCAACGGGCAGCAGCAAAAAGGGCCAGAACUCGUACUCGCACCACAGCGAUGGCGAUCUGGGUGUGGCGAUGAUCGACCGGUUCACCAACCACGUCCUCGAGUUUAUGGAGGACAAGAACAAGACGAGCGAAACCACCAUGCAGGACCUCUUCGACAACUACAAUCCGGACGUCAUCCACUCGGAUCCGGGCGUGCGCACCGACCUCUUCCACCGCCCCCUCGACCACGUCAAGGUGACCGACUUCUUUGGUGGCGUCGCACAGGUCGAGCUAACCAGGCCUGCCGCGCGCCUCGUGCCGACGCACGAGGAGCUCUUGGACGCGGUAGAGCGCAGCGAGCAAGGGUACGAGGUCGUCCCGGGUCGCGUCUUCCUUUCCGCGGCCCGUUGCCAGGGCGCCGGCCAAUCCGGUGCUGGAUGCGGCGCGGUCUAG
This is a messenger RNA of Pseudozyma flocculosa PF-1, 1320 nucleotides long. RefSeq lists its product as uncharacterized. Gene Ontology annotation, biological process: proteolysis; attachment of GPI anchor to protein; protein localization to cell surface. Gene Ontology annotation, molecular function: GPI-anchor transamidase activity. Lineage: Eukaryota; Fungi; Basidiomycota; Ustilaginomycetes; Ustilaginales; Ustilaginaceae. The record is from RefSeq and is a predicted model, not a curated record. The transcript has 6 exons. Bases 1 to 1320 code for a protein of 439 amino acids. Gene Ontology annotation, cellular component: GPI-anchor transamidase complex.